This is a messenger RNA of Penicillium salamii, 822 nucleotides long. NCBI's taxonomy places the organism in Eukaryota, Fungi, Ascomycota, Eurotiomycetes, Eurotiales, Aspergillaceae. The record is from the annotation of a GenBank genome assembly.
AUGGGAGCUGACCAGCUCAUGGGAACUGGUGCCCAGGGUCGCAAUUCCCAGCUCUCCAUCACAGACCCCAAAGUCUGCCGUUCCUACCUCGUUGGAACUUGCCCGCAUGACCUGUUCACCAACACCAAGCAAGAUCUCGGUCCCUGCCCUAAGGUUCACAACGAGGCUUUGAAGACAGAGUACGAGACUGCUGCUGCUGCAGACAAGACGAAAUGGGGAUUCGAGUUCGAUUACAUGCGCGACAUGCAGAAGCAAAUCGAUGACUGUGACCGCCGCAUUGACAUCGCUGCGCGCCGUUUGGAAAAGACUCCCGACGAAAUCAAGCAGACUAAUACCUUACUGAAACAAAUCGCCGAUCUCUCCAACACCAUCAACUCCGGUCUCCUCGAGGUGUCAGUUCUAGGAGAGACAUCAUCUGUCGCAUUGGCCAUGAGUGAAAUGCACAAAGUUCGCGCGGCCAAGCAUCAGAAGGAAACCGUUGAGCGUGAGCUCAAGGGCCUGCAAGAUACAUCUGGUCCAUCUGGGCACCAGAAGCUGCAGGUCUGUGAUUCAUGCGGUGCUUACUUGUCCCGCCUGGAUAACGAUCGUCGACUGGCCGACCACUUCUUCGGAAAAAUGCACAUGGGAUAUUCGGAUAUGCGCAGGAACUGCAAGAAGCUCGCUUCUGAGCUGAAGGGUCGCGCUCCACCAGUGCGUCACCAUGAAGAGGACGAUAACCCGUACACCUCUGGUGGUCGGUCUGGCGGUGGUCGCGGUCCUCGUUAUGGAGGUGGUGGCGGCGGCGGUGGUGGAUACAGACGCCGUGGUGGUGGCAGAUGGUGA